AUGAGCGGCCCCCAAUACACAGAUCGGGCCAACAAGGCCUUGCUGGAUUCCGCCAGCCUAUGCAAUCAAUAUGCACACUCACAGAUCCUCCCUCUACACCUCGCGGUUGCCAUGCUCAACCCCGCACCAGACGAGUCUGAAGAUCAACAGACUCCGUCCGGUGCCCAUUCCUCUCACGAUGCUUCAACUGCACCACUCUUCCGCCAAGUGGUCGAACGGGCCCACGGCGAUCCCCAACUUCUCGACCGAUCCCUCAUGAAGCUACUCGUCCGUCUACCUAGUCAAGACCCUCCUCCUGAGAACCCCAGUGUCUCUCCUCAACUCGCCAAAGUCAUGCGAUCCGCCGCCGACCUAUCCAAGACCCAGAAGGACAGCUUCGUUGCUAUCGAUCACCUCAUUCAAUCAGUGUGUCAGGACUCACAGGUUCAGCGCGCUUUGGGCGAUGCCAAUAUCCCCAACCUCAAGUUGAUCGACACAGCUAUCCAGCAAAUUCGUGGUACACGGCGGGUGGACUCCAAGACCGCCGAUGCGGAAACCGAGAAUGAGAACCUGAAGAAGUUCACCAUCGACAUGACUUCCUUGGCUCGCGAGGGCAAGAUCGACCCAGUCAUUGGCCGGGAGGAGGAAAUCCGCCGCGUCAUUCGUAUUCUCAGUCGACGCACAAAGAACAACCCUGUGCUCAUUGGCGAACCCGGUGUGGGUAAGACCACCAUUGUCGAAGGUCUUGCUCGUCGCAUUGUCAACGCCGAUAUUCCCGCCAACCUGGCUCAAUGCCGCCUGCUUUCUCUCGAUGUCGGUUCUCUUGUUGCAGGCAGCAAGUACCGCGGUGAAUUCGAAGAACGUAUGAAGGGUGUCCUCAAGGAAAUCGAGGAAUCCAAGGAGACCAUUGUUCUCUUCGUCGAUGAGAUCCACCUGUUGAUGGGCGCUGGAUCCAGCGGCGAAGGCGGCAUGGACGCUGCCAACCUUCUCAAGCCCAUGCUGGCUCGUGGUCAGCUCCACUGUAUCGGUGCUACCACUCUCGGUGAAUACCGCAAGUACAUUGAGAAAGAUCAGGCCUUCGAGCGACGGUUCCAGCAGGUCCUCGUCAAGGAGCCUUCCGUUCCAGAGACCAUCUCCAUCCUUCGUGGUCUCAAGGAAAAGUACGAAGUUCACCACGGUGUUAACAUCCUAGACGGUGCUAUCGUCACUGCCGCCACUCUUGCGUCCCGCUAUUUGACAGCUCGUCGACUCCCCGAUUCUGCUGUUGAUCUGAUCGAUGAGGCUGCUGCUGCAGUCCGGGUCACCCGCGAGUCCGAGCCCGAAGCCCUUGAUACCCUGGAGAGAAAGGCCCGCCAGCUUCAAAUCGAAAUUCACGCCCUGGAGCGUGAAAAGGACGACGCAUCCAAGGCUCGUCUCGAGGCUGCCAAGCAGGAGGCUGCCAAUGUCAGCGAGGAGCUCCGCCCAAUGCGCGAGAAGUAUGAAAGCGAGAAACUGCGCAGCCGCGAAGUGCAGGAUGCCAAGAUCAAGCUUGACUCCCUCAAGGUCAAGCGUGAUGAAGCCGAGCGUAUGGGUGACACUCAAACAGCUGCCGAUCUCGAAUACUAUGCCAUCCCAGAGACCAAACAACUCAUUGAACGUCUUGAAUCCGAUCGUGCCAAGGCCGAUGCCGAACGUCGCUCUCAAUCCGGCGAUGGCGGCGAGGCACUUCUUGCCGAUGCAGUCGGCCCGGAUCAGAUCAACGAGAUCGUUGCUCGGUGGACCGGUAUUCCUGUGACUAGGCUCAAGACUACUGAAAAGGACAAACUGCUCAACAUGGAGAAGUCCCUUGGCAAGCUGGUCAUUGGCCAGAAGGAAGCUGUUGUCUCUGUUUCCAAUGCCAUUCGCCUGCAGCGCUCGGGUCUCAGCAACCCCAACGCACCUCCCAGCUUCUUGUUCUGUGGUCCCUCCGGUACUGGUAAAACCUUGCUCACAAAGGCGCUUGCCGAAUUCCUCUUCGAUGAUCCAAAGGCUAUGAUUCGGUUCGACAUGUCCGAGUACCAAGAGCGACACUCGCUGAGCCGUAUGAUUGGUGCACCCCCUGGAUAUGUCGGUCACGACGCUGGUGGCCAACUCACCGAAAGCCUGCGCCGCCGUCCAUUCUCGAUCCUGCUGUUCGAUGAGGUCGAGAAGGCCGCAAAGGAGGUCCUCACUGUCCUCCUGCAGCUCAUGGACGAUGGCCGUAUCACCGACGGUCAAGGUCGCAUCGUCGAUGCAAAGAACUGCAUCGUUGUCAUGACCUCCAACUUGGGCGCCGAGUUCCUCGCCCGUCCGACCACCAAGGACGGCAGCAUCGAUCCACAGACCCGGGAGUUGGUCAUGGGCGCCCUGCGCAACUACUUCCUGCCCGAGUUCCUCAACCGAAUCUCCAGCACUGUCAUCUUCAACCGUCUCACCAAGCGCGAGAUCCGCAAGAUCGUGGACCUCCGACUCACCGAGAUCCAGAAGCGCCUCGAGCACAACGGUCGCAACGUCCUCAUCCAGUGCACAGAGGAAGUCAAGGAUUACCUCGGUGCCUCCGGUUACUCUCCAGCCUACGGUGCCCGUCCUCUUGGCCGAAUCAUCGAGCGCGAGGUCCUCAACCGUCUCGCCGUUCUCAUUCUGCGUGGCAGCAUUCAAGAUGGCGAGAUCGCCCGUGUCGUCAUGCACGACGGGCGCAUCGAAGUCUUGCCUAAUCACGAGGGCAGCGAGAUCAGUGAGAGUGACGAUGAGAUGAUGGACGAGGAUGAUAGCGAUGCGGAGAUGAGUGAUACCGUCAGCCCUGAUCUUUAUGACUAG
This is a messenger RNA of Penicillium bovifimosum, 2793 nucleotides long. RefSeq names its product ATP-dependent Clp protease ATP-binding subunit. Gene Ontology annotation, molecular function: ATP hydrolysis activity; ATP binding. Gene Ontology annotation, biological process: cellular response to heat. The transcript has a single exon. The record is from RefSeq and is a predicted model, not a curated record. Bases 1 to 2793 code for a protein of 930 amino acids. Gene Ontology annotation, cellular component: cytoplasm; cytosol. NCBI's taxonomy places the organism in Eukaryota, Fungi, Ascomycota, Eurotiomycetes, Eurotiales, Aspergillaceae.